Colletotrichum spaethianum is the source of this 3120-nucleotide messenger RNA. RefSeq names its product DNA repair protein RAD5. Lineage: Eukaryota; Fungi; Ascomycota; Sordariomycetes; Glomerellales; Glomerellaceae. The record is from RefSeq and is a predicted model, not a curated record. Bases 1 to 3120 code for a protein of 1039 amino acids. The transcript has a single exon. Gene Ontology annotation, molecular function: ATP binding; ATP-dependent chromatin remodeler activity.
AUGGAGAACCUCGCGCGAGGCGGCGUUCUGGCGCAUGAUAUCGGCUACGGCAAGACAAUCGUUACGCUUGGUCUUGUUGACUUCUCCGCCGCCAAUCCUGAGAAUGAAGCCAACUCUAUCCAGGAGAGGACGCUGUGGUUGGGCAGCACCAGUCUCAUUCAUCUCAAGGCGACAUUGGUCAUCGUUCCACCCCACAUUGUAAGUCAGUGGGCCAAGGAGACUGUGAGAUUUGUCGGACGUGAUUCAAGAGGUCGCGGCAACGGUUUGCUCACUGUUCAUGUCGUUACGAGACCUGCGGAUGUCGUGCGAGAGAAGUUGAUCGUAGCAGACAUCAUCGUUGUCAGCAGUACGUUCAUCUAUUCGGACAAGAUCAUGGAGAAGCUGGCAGCGGUGUCUAAGCUUCCACCCAUCCACCACAAAAAGUCGGCGUUAAAGGGCCGGGAUCAUAACGAUUGGUACUCUGAAGCCGUCGAAACCAUUCGGCAAUCUGGUUUCGACUUCCGCAACCCAGACAGCACCAGCAGGAUACAGCUCGAUACCGCCUUGCAGAGUCGACGUAAUACUACCAACGACUGGACCCAGAAGGCUGCAGACAACAGCGUGGGCCCUAGCGACCGAAAGACCCAAACGACUGCACGGACAACCGCCAAGAAGAACGCAUCGGUCUCAAAAUACAACUUGAAAGCCAAGGGUGUUGCCGCUAUCGACAUACUGGAAGUCUUCAAGAAGGCCGAGCUGCUGGAGAUGUAUACCUUCCAGCGGGCUGUUUUCGACGAGUUCUCAUACGAAAACACCCCUGUCGCUGCAUUCUUACAGAAUGCCAUCGCCUCCGCGAAAUGGAUCCUCUCCGGAACGCCUCCUACGAUCGACCUUGGCCGGAUUUGCGAGAUUGGUACGUUGAUCAAUGUUCACGUCGCUCGUGCUACGCCUUCUAUGCCGGCUUACUUCCCGAACGUUACAGCUGGACCAAGAAUUUCGGAGCAGACCGAUGCCGAGAAGUACCACAGCUACACAGAACCCAUCUCUGCGCAGAUGGCCAUCGAGCGUCAUGAGCAAGCACAGCGUUUCAUUGCGCACCACUUUCGCAAGAACAAGACAGACGUGGACAACGUGAUUGUCGAAGAAUACAUGUGUUUUGCUCCGAUGCAGCCCCAGGAGGCCUUUCUCUACCAACUGGUGCAACAGUUACUCUACGACGCCAAGUUCGAUAUUCAAGACAUGUCAUGCCAUUUUGCGUUGUUGGUUCAAGCCGCGUUGAACAAGGAGAAGGCUGCAGGCUCUGGUUUGAAGGUCAAGGCUUCAGGCAAGUCGCUUUGGUCCGACGCCAUUGAUGUCUUGCUUUUGCUUGCGUCCGUCUCCGCCUCGUACAGUCAUUCCGGCUUUCAAGCGCUGAAAUGGGUUGGUGCUGGCGAGAGGCUUACUUUACGGACACUGAGUCAACGCACAACUCGCGCAACUGCCAUGCAAUUGGCGCGUUACACACAGGUGCUGGCAUCAUACUUUGACCAGAUGAUGUAUCUUGCGAAUGUCAUCGAAAAAGAUGACACUCCGCGCAGUGCCACCUGGAAGGCCAAACAGGAAGCUUACAUGGGCCACAUGCGGGACAUCAUCAACAUCUUCAAGCACAACAAGGAGGAUGUUGUUGGUGACCGGCAGUGUCUUUUCUACCUGAAGAACGCCAUAAUCUACAAGGCCUCUCGGAAGGGGGCUCCCUACCAGCCGACACCGGGACACGAUGUUUGGAACAUUCAGACGUGGUCGCAGAGGAACGGCGGCCCUGCAGGCUUCGGUCCUGCGGAUUGGUGGCUUCUGAAAGGAGAUGGAAACCUGCCUGACGAGGAACUGCGGGACCUCAUGGAUCAUUGGAUCGACCCCGCGGUAGACGAUCAUGUCAAUAGCAAGGACGACAUCAUCCGAAUUAUACGAAACAAGCAGCUCGACCCUAAUCAACGACUCCACAAAGCAAUGGCACUCGGUCUUGGACUGAAGACGAACGAUAUACGAGACGAUGCCUUGGCUCGACUCGACAAACAUCUGAAUGGCAGCCUGGCAAAGGACGACUUUGAGUUUGGCAUUCAGUUGCCCCGCCAUCGUCCCCACAAAGGUCGAAUGAUCAGACCCAGAGGACAGCCCAUUGACGAGACACUCAAUUGCUUCAUGUUGGUUAUCCAGAGCAUUCAAGCGGGUAUAAAAGCUACGGUUGAGGUCUGGCGGCACCAACUCUUCGCUCUCAAAGCAGAUUGCCUCCAAAACCAGCAGUUUGAUGCCCACAACAGUCUCCCUAUCAGGUGUUCCGGUUGCCGCGAGAUCAUGAGAGGGGCACGGCGUGGUCUUCAAUCUAUCGCGUGUGGACAUACGCUCUGCGAAGAUUGUCACCGUGAUUUUCAGGGAGGCGGUGUUCGCGUCUGCCCGGUUGAGGGUUGUCAGGCAUUGAGUCAGGGGUCCUUUAUGCCCUGGGAUACGUUCUUGGCCAAAAGAACCGACGAUAUGAAUGCAGAUCUGGCAGCGGUUCCAGGGUCCAAGGUGCUGCAGAUCGAAAGUAUUGUUCUUGAGGAGGUCAAGGACGACGAGAAAGUUCUCGUCUUUGCUGCCUUUGCCGGCAUCAAGUCGGAAAUCCACGCCCAGCUGCUCCGCCGUAUUGGCGAUUCCGUCGGAAUCUAUACAACAGAUGGUGGCGAUCAAGACUCUCAGAGCAUCGACUCAUUCAAGUACCACCAUGGAAAAGCCGUCCUGAUCCAGAGUCUCAUGUCCUCAGAGUCUGCUGGAACAAACUUAACCGAAGCCAACCACGUCAUUUUCGCCGGAGUUCUCUUCACGGACUCGGACAACUACACGAUGUACAUGAACCAGGCCAAGGGUCGAGUGAUUCGGCAAGGCCAGACACGCAAGGUGACUAUUUACCACUUGGUAUCACCCGCAACGUUGGAGUUCGACAUCUUCAACCAGAGACAGGACGGCCGAAUUCGCGACUGGGGCCACCUUCACGGUCGGAUUCGCCUUCCGAUCCCUGACGAUGCUCGCGCCGACCCGGCGUAUCCCCUCCGGUACCGUCCUUACCUUGAGGAGUCAGCAGUCGAGAAGCUUCUCCGAUCCGUCGAGUUUGAAGAAUUUGAAGGCUAA